AUGAUGCACAAACUGGGAGUUAUGCUGUUGUAUAUGUUCCCUUCGUCGACGUCUGGUUAUGAUCUCAAUAAGCUGCAAACCUCCUUCAUCACUCUUGUAAACGAAGACUGUUCCAUUCUCAUCGGUGAGCUACACAUCGACCGUCAGACUGGUGUCGUGAGCGUCAAGCAAACCGCUGAAGCAAGACAGAAAGGAGCUCACGGUAUCCGCUUUGAGACGAAUCUCAGCAGCUCAUUGACGACAGAAGAAGCGAUUAAGACGCUUUCGUGGGAGUUAAUGCCGACUCCAAGAGCUUCGACGGGUCUUAUCUGUAUUAAAGGAACGCUCUUGUCAGAUGGAGGGCUCGUUAUUGGAUUGGAUACCAGCCUCACACUACUCGACGGAGAGGGAACCUUCACCUUCAUGAAGGCGUGGGGUCAGCAUUACAGUGAUGUACCGAAACAGGAGCGUUUAGUGAGCAAUUACGAUCGCAUUUUACUUAAAGGAACGGGUGAGCCAUCGAAAUUGGCUCAUCCAGAGUUCCAAGUCCAUCGCUUCCAUUUUACUCCGUGUAUGAUGCAGAGGUUCAAACCACUAUUGACGCCAUCACGGGGCUAUUUACGGCUCUAA
Messenger RNA from Phytophthora infestans T30-4, 609 nucleotides. RefSeq lists its product as uncharacterized. The coding region runs from base 1 to 609 and encodes 202 amino acids. The record is from RefSeq and is a predicted model, not a curated record. Lineage: Eukaryota; Oomycota; Peronosporomycetes; Peronosporales; Peronosporaceae. Gene Ontology annotation, molecular function: acyltransferase activity, transferring groups other than amino-acyl groups. The transcript is spliced from 3 exons.